Drosophila takahashii is the source of this 1495-nucleotide messenger RNA. RefSeq names its product meiosis specific with OB domains hold'em (gene hdm). The record is from RefSeq and is a predicted model, not a curated record. Gene Ontology annotation, molecular function: single-stranded DNA 3'-5' DNA exonuclease activity; single-stranded DNA binding. Gene Ontology annotation, biological process: resolution of meiotic recombination intermediates. NCBI's taxonomy places the organism in Eukaryota, Metazoa, Arthropoda, Insecta, Diptera, Drosophilidae.
UCAACGAAAUUUCCCUAAUAACUUUAAUGGCUAAGCGCGUGAAAUUCCAGCGCCUGGCGGAGAUGCAGCCCACGAUGACCCACUUCGCCGCCGUGGCGCUGAUCGUCUCCAAAUCCUCGCCGAAUAUCUUCUACGACAAGAUGAGUGGCACCGAACGCGGAUGCCUCACUCUGACCAUCCGGGAUUCACCCAAUCACCUGACCAACUGCAAGUUGUGGGGUCAGCGGGCCUGCGUGGAUGAGUACGCGGCCAUGCUGCAGAUCGGCCAUGUGGUGGACAUAGUGGGAGCCAAGGUGAUGACCAUUCCGAAGGUUCCGCCGGGCGAAAGGCGCUAUCAGCCGCAGGCGACGCUUCCCUGCGCCCUGGUGGUCAACGAGGGAUCCGGCUAUGUGGUGCGACACGACGGCAAUGACUCGGAUGGCAGGAUGAAGUACCUGGCCCAGCUGCUCCAUCAUCCCGUCCAGCCCCUGGGCGCCGUGCUCAAGCUAUCGGAUGUCCGUUUGGGGCUAGGAAACCCCGAGCAGAUGGUCCCCGCCCAUGUGAACCUACUGGUGGUCGUGGCUACCGUGCGUCCAGUGCGUCGGAUCAAGCGAAAGCUCACCCAGGAGGCGCUGCAAUGCCUGGAGGUGAUUGUGUUCGAUGCCAGCUAUCCGGAGGGCAUGCUCCUCUCCAUUUGGCAACCGGAUUGGAUACGCCGUGCCCAGCAGUGGGAGCCACGCGGCACGGUGCUUCACCUGGUCGAUGUGCGGGUCUCUUACUCGGACUUCCAUCGCUGCCCUGUGCUCGCCCACUCCAACUGCACGCUCAUCUGCGAGCAGCCCCAGGCGGCUGGCGAGGAUUGCCGUUUGCUGCUGGCCUUUGCCGCCACUGUGCCGCCCCAGAGCUUCGAUGGCAGCGCCCAGGCGGAGCUGGACAACCUGCCGGCAGCCAGCAGCAUUCAGGCCCAGAUGACCGUCAGGCAGUUGUAUUCCCGAGCGGAGGGCGAACUGCAGGAAGCUUCCGCCAUUCAGUUCACUGCUGUGCUCUUUGGCAUGGUCACCAAGUUCGACCUGGAUGGAUUGGCCUGCCAUGUCAACAGAAAGUGCACCGUUUGCCUGCGACUCAUUCCAAAAAACCGCGAGGAUUGCGCCGGGGAAGCCUGUCAGAUGGAAUUCGUGCUGGGCAGCAAUGGCCCUCGAUACACCAGCCACUUCAACAUUAACAUUCACUUGACCGACCAGACGGGCACCCUGAUCGAGACCCGUUUGGCUGGCGGUCCGGCGGAGAGGAUCCUGGGCAUCCGAGCGGAGGACUUCGAGCAGCUGGCGGAGGGCGACAAGAGCCAGCUGAAGUGGCGCUUCCUGCUGAAAUAUUUCGAGGCUAGAUUGCUGGUCAAAAAGCCCGCGGGAAUGCGCAAAAAUCUCGUAGUUGUGGUGGUGGAUAUGCAAACAAUUCCACUGGAAACGCUGGUCGAGAAGUUGGCCAUUUUCUAGUAGUAAUGAAAAGACUGGUCGAG